Molecule: messenger RNA, 801 nt
Organism: Laccaria bicolor S238N-H82
Lineage: Eukaryota; Fungi; Basidiomycota; Agaricomycetes; Agaricales; Hydnangiaceae
Exons: 3
Coding region: 1-801 (266 amino acids)
Source: RefSeq, a predicted model, not a curated record
AUGGGCGGCAAGGUGAGAGCAGCCUUAGCUUCACACAAGCUUCACAAGCAGACGAUCGCUGAACAAUGCUAUGAUCUUCUCGACAUCUACGGCCGUGAAAUCAACACCGCCGAGUGGUACAAAAUCAUGCUCGCCGACGGAACUGAGCUUGGUAUGAGCCGAGAAAAUCUUGGCAGGUUUUAUCCCAGUGGUAAAGGCGCAGUUGUCCGGUACCGUGACCGCAGGUUCCGCGACACAGACGAAACUCUAUACGGAUGGUCUGAAGGUGACGUGGGGUACAUUAAAGGGAUUUCUGUCCUUCACAACGGCAGUCACCGCCGCAUGCACCUCAGCUUGAGUAAUUCCACGCAGCCGGGUCUGCAUUGGUAUGAAAGUGACGACUCCACAUCUGGAUUCUACGCAGCGCAAAUUCCCCGAAACCGGAUUGUUUUAUAUGGACGCACUCGCACGGGACAGAAAAUCGGUUUGAGGGUUGAUCGGGAGAGUGUGGAUAUUAUGGGACAGAGCACCAGUGACUGGCCUUUGGGUCUUGAUUGCGCUUUUGUUCCAGUCGGUAACAGCCAAUGGGCGGCUAAUGUUUGGGGCGGCGGCACCGCAGAUGAUGAUGCGGGUUCUGGAGGAUUGGCAUUAGUAGCCUGCGGGGCAAAACUGGUUUCGGUCGUGGCACAAACCCCAUAUACGCAUGUUGCCAAGGAAGAAAAAUCUUGCUACCCUCAGGAAACUACUCCGACAAAGGAGGCACGUCGCGUUCGAGGAACCGGGAAGACACAUCUGAACCGCAUGUUCCGUUUCCUUCUCUGA